AUGUUUGCGGAAGCUCGGAAUCUAGCAUAGGCAGCUAACAGAAGACUUGUCCGUUUUGUGUGAAUGUUUUAAGUGUCGUAAUUCAGCAAUGAAUCUACCAAAGGGACCAGACUCUUUGUGUUUCGAUAAGGAUGUUUUUAUGAAGGAUGACUUCGAUGUCGACCAGUUUGUGUCGGACUGUAGGAAGCAGGUCCAGCUGGAGGAGAUGAGAGAGGACCUGGAGCUGUACUACAAGCUGCUGAAAACGGCCAUGGUGGAGCUCAUCAACAAGGACUAUGCAGACUUUGUUAACCUCUCUACCAAUUUGGUGGGGAUGGACAAGGCCCUCAAUCAGCUGUCUGUACCACUGGGACAGUUACGAGAAGAGGUUAUGAGCCUGCGAUCCUGUGUGAGUGAAGUGAUACAAGCUAUAGACAACCAGCUGUCCAAACAGGAAGAUCUACAGAAGAAAAAGGUGUGUGUUUUGAGGCUGAUCCAGGUGGUACGAUCAGUUGAGAAGAUAGAAAAGAUCCUACACUCACAAAACUCUAAGGAAUCCAACUCUCUAGAAAUCAGCAGUCCUUUAUUAGCAGGUCAGAUUCUGGAGAGGAUAGCCACAGAAUUUAACCAGCUGCAAUUCCAUGCUGUACAGAGCAAAGGCAUGCCCCUGCUGGACAAAGUCAGACCUCGCAUCGCAGGAAUCACUUCCAUGUUGCAGCAGUCUCUGGAGGGCCUGCUGAUUGAGGGCCUUCAAACGUCCAAUGUGGACAUGGUGCGCCACUGUUUGAGGACAUAUGCCACAAUAGACAAGACCCGAGAUGCAGAGGCACUGGUGGGACAGGUGCUAGUCAAACCGUAUAUGGACCAGGUGAUACUGGAAGAAGCAGUAAAAUCCAGUCCCAAUGGUCUUCAGGUGAUGUACUCUAGAUUAUUGGACUUUGUGCCUCAUCACUGCAGACUGCUGAGAGAGGUGACUGGAGGAGCCAUAUCCAGUGACAGAGCUGACACCGUGCCAGGUUAUGAUUUCUUGGUGAACUCUGUUUGGCCGGAGAUAAUCAAAGGCAUAGAGGAAAGGUUGCCCUAUCUCUUCAACCCUGGAAACCCGGACUUAUUUUAUGAGCGAUACAUUGUUAGUAUGGAAUUUGUGCGGAGGUUUGAGCGGCAGUGCAGCUCCCAGGCGAGUGUGAAGAGGUUGAGGGUACAUCCAUUAUAUACCAGCUUUCACAACAAGUGGAACCUGCCUGUUUACUUCCAGCUACGGUAUAAAGAAAUUGCAGGAAGUCUUGAAAAUGCAAUUGGUGAUGGGCUAAUGGCAGCCCCAGCUGGCAGUGCUUAUCACCUGCAGGUCUCUGAGGUUUUGUGGUCCUGCCUUGUGAAGUGUUGGUCAGACAAAGUCUACCUGUCACCACUUGCCCAUCGCUUCUGGAAGCUCACACUGCAGCUUUAUUCACGAUAUGCCAAGUUCCUUGAUGAGGUGCUGACAAAGACCCCAGCCCCUGAGGUAACUAAAGAGCCGACCCGGCCCCUGCCGAGCUCAGCCUCCUCCACCUCCAGUCGGACAUCAUUGGAAGAAGGCGGCAGUGAGAGUGGGAGUCCCACCUCCCUGUCCACCAAGCAGUUGGUCUAUAUAGCAGCUGAUAUCCAAAAGCUGCAGGAGCAGAUACCAGUGUUGUCAGAGAUGGUCAGACAGAGGUUAGAAGCCAUCAGUUUCACAAACUUUGCACUUGUGGAAAAUGCUCUUGCUGAUUCAAAGGCCUGUCUGUCAAGUAGCAUUCCCACCCUCAACACCCGUAUGACGCAGCACCUGACUGAACGCUCCUGUCGCUUCUUAAAGAGUGCCUCUGAGGUUCCACGACUCUACCGCAGGACCAACAAGGAGCUGCCUGUUCGUGCAUCAGCAUAUAUGGACAACGCGUUACGGCCAUUACAUCAGUUACUGACAGACUCAACAGGGCUGGUCACUACUUCUACAGCACAAGAGUGGCUGAGAGUUGCACUGUCUGACUGCACUCAGAGGUACUAUGAGACUAUCUCAGAGGUGCUAAGCUCAGUCAGAAGGAUGGAGGAGAGCCUGAAGCGACUGAAACAAGCCAGGAAGGGAACCAGUGCAACUACCACAACAGGUGCAAAUGGUGGACCUACAGACGACAGCAAGAUCCGCCUUCAGCUUGCACUGGAUGUAGAAUACCUGGGGGAACAGAUUCAGAAGAUGGGUCUACAACCAAGUGACAUCACUAUGUUUUCUGCUCUCAUGGAACUUGUGAAAGAGGCUCGAGAACUCGCUGAACAGAACCAGUAGACAGGUAGUUAAACUGUGACUGCAGAACAACUGAAACCCUUGAGCACACUGAACUGCACUACUGUAAAGCUUCCUGAGAGGAAAAAACAAAGCAACGUAGUGUGUUUAAUUGUCAGGCGACGCUGCAAAACAUUCCUGCCCAAUUAAAUCUUACGCCUUAUGUGAGAUAUUCUGGGACUUUUAAAUUCAUUAAAUUAAUCUAAAUGGCAUCUAUAACAAAACAUGCACUUAAUUCUGACAGUAUGUCAAAGUUAGAAGCUGACAAUUACUGGAAUAUUUUGGCAGCUUUUAAUAUAAAAAGAUCUUAAUUUUAUCAGUGCCACAGUGGGGAAGCUUUAACAUUAGCAAAAACUUCUGUGUAUUGGCAGAGUUGAACCUGUUCAGACUGCAAUUUUGAGUUAGAAACUGCAGCAAAUGUACUUUCUUUGACACUGGAUCUGGUGUGGGUAACGUGAAGAAAAACAACUCCAAUAUAUUUCUUCCGGACAGGGCAUCACCUAUACACACUAUGCAAACGAUAGUGAUGACUGUUGUUAUGGCAGAAUGUUGUAACUUUUCUCAAAUCAAUGUUGUAAAGACAGAAUGUCAAUGAAAUUUGUUGUUUUUUCUAUGAUAGUGAAGGAUUUAUUGCAAAUAAAGAGGGCAUCUAUUGUGAAAAAUGCACGUUUGUUAUAAUCAGAUAUGUAACAUAGUUUAUUUAACAUAAAUAUUGGGAAUAAAAAAACAUGUGAGACGGUAUAAUUUUAA
Sphaeramia orbicularis (orbiculate cardinalfish) is the source of this 3025-nucleotide messenger RNA. It is a transcript of the gene cog2, whose product is annotated as component of oligomeric golgi complex 2. Gene Ontology annotation, cellular component: COG complex; membrane. The transcript is spliced from 18 exons. Lineage: Eukaryota; Metazoa; Chordata; Actinopteri; Kurtiformes; Apogonidae. The record is from RefSeq and is a predicted model, not a curated record. Bases 89 to 2278 code for a protein of 729 amino acids. Gene Ontology annotation, biological process: Golgi organization; protein transport; intra-Golgi vesicle-mediated transport.